UUUUCCUCUUUACACGUAGCUACAGUUAUUUUGCAGAUCCACUCCACAAAAUUCUCCGAUUCGAUUUCUCUAGUUUUUCCGGUGUGUUUUGUUUGUCUGGUUUUGAUCGCGUCGUCGGCGGGACGUUAUUCUUCAUCCUUGAUUAUACCGGUAAGUAGACAGGGAAGUUUUAGGAUUAGAAUUCGGUGCAAGGUGAUACUAUGGAUGGUAUGAAAGCUAUGGCUGCAAAAAGAAAAUCUAAGAGGAAGAAGAAGAUGGAAAUGUUAGAUCCGGUGGAGAGGAAAAAACGGAGAGUGAAGGAAUUAGUGGCUAAGUCGGAAAAAAUCUGUUCAGAACUGAUGAAAAAGAAGCAGAAACAGAAAGAAGAACAAGGAAGGCUUGACAAGCAAAGUGAUACUAAGAAGAAGAAAAAGAGAAAGAGGAAGAACACAAAGGAGCAGAACAGACGAAGGAACGAGGCGAAGAAGGAAAAAUGGAUAUUGAAGAGAGAGUCUGCUAAAUCGGGAGCCAUUUGUUGGAAACUGGCAAAAAAGAAACGGCAAGUGAGAGAAGCACUAGAGAGGCUCGACAGGGAAGGAGCAGCCAUAGCUGAGGCAGUUGCGCUGCGUGUGCUGCUCGAUGAAGACUCGGAGGAUGUAAUAAAUUGCAGGGGUGAAGGGGCAACCUCGAUGGAUCAUGUUGGCAGCAGCGCAGGGCGUGGUUAGAGCGAGAAAGUGUCGGUCGAGGAUGAAUAGGGUUUGAAGAUAAUCGGGCUUUGGUUCGAUCGAAAGGUUACAUGCCCGUUAGGAUGGUGGUUUACUAAUUGUUAGUCUUGUAUAAAAAUAUAUUGUGUGCUAAAAUCAUUUAUUGUAUGUCCUGUAUGAGACUAUAGCAUGUGCUGUCAGUCAUCGUAUUUUAUUGUCUACAAUAAUAUCAUAUAUUAGCAUA
Molecule: messenger RNA, 927 nt
Organism: Andrographis paniculata
Lineage: Eukaryota; Viridiplantae; Streptophyta; Magnoliopsida; Lamiales; Acanthaceae
Product: beta-mannosyltransferase 1-like
Exons: 2
Coding region: 201-704 (167 amino acids)
Source: RefSeq, a predicted model, not a curated record